AUGGCUGAGAGUGAAAAUUCAUGUGCAGUACCGGCAGAGAAAAAUUGGAAGAAGUUGCCUGUCUUUGUUUUCUUUAAAGAUGCAAGAAGCAUUUUUAAGUUGGAUAUACUUGGCUGGGAGAUUCUAGGCAUUGCAUUCCCUGCUGCCCUUGCUGUAGCUGCUGAUCCCAUUGCUUCUCUGAUUGAUACAGCAUUCAUUGGUCAUAUUGGACCUGUGGAACUGGCUGCUGCAGGAGUUUCUAUUGCUUUGUUCAAUCAAGCUUCAAGGAUUACCAUAUUCCCACUGGUUAGUAUCACAACUUCUUUUGUAGCUGAGGAAGAUACCGUUGCUGGAAGAGCCAGCAUCAAAGCAGCAGAAAAGGGCUCUAAUGAUGAUGAUGAUGAUGAUGACAUGCUUGAGGACAUGGAGAAAGGUGAAGCUGGAAAAAAGGCUAAGAACUUGGAAAAGAGUUCAUCGAAAAACAGUGAAAAUGAAGUUGCAGAGACAAAUAAGAACAUGGAAAAGGUUGAGGGUAUGGAAGAUGGUGGGGAAACUGAACAUGCCUCAGCUGAAACCAGUGCAGGGAAAGAGUGUAUACAGGAAAACACACUUGAGGAUAUGGAAAAUGAUGCAGACGCAAAGACUAAUGCAAAAGACUCAAAGCUAGAAACUGAUUUCAAUAAAACUAUUGGUGGCAAAAAAAAUAAGACCAAAAUCAAAAGGGAGAAGAAGCAUAUUGCUUCAGCAUCAACAGCUCUACUUUUUGGCGUAAUUCUUGGCCUCAUUCAAGCUGUAGUCCUUGUAUUUGCAGCCAAACCACUCUUGAAUGUGAUGGGUGUAAAACAUAGUUCCCCCAUGCUAAUCCCAGCACUUAAGUACUUGAAAUUACGAUCGCUCGGUGCUCCUGCAGUUCUUCUAUCCUUGGCCAUGCAAGGGAUCUUUCGAGGGUUUAAGGAUACAAAAACUCCUCUGUAUGUCAUUGUUUUGGGAUAUACAACAAACAUCAUUAUGGACCCGAUAUUCAUCUUUGUCAUGAAAUUAGGCAUCAGAGGUGCAGCAAUUGCACAUGUUCUUUCUCAGUACUUGAUUUGUGUAAUCCUCUUGUCGAUAUUAAUGAGAAAAGUCUAUCUCCUACCUCCAAGUCUUAAGACUUUGCAGUUUAGUCGGUUCCUUAAAAAUGGUGGUCUGUUAUUAUUAAGAGUUGUAGCUGUCACAUUCUGUGUAACCUUGGCAGCUUCACUGGCUGCACGGCUAGGUGCAACACCCAUGGCUGCAUUCCAGACUUGUUUACAGGUCUGGUUGACAUCUUCACUUCUCUCAGAUGGCUUGGCUGUUGCCGGACAGGCAAUUCUAGCUUGUGCUUUUGCUGAGAAAGACCUUAAGAAGGCAACAGCUGUCGCAACCCGGGUAUUACAGAUGAGUUUUGUUCUUGGGGUGGGGCUUGCUCUUGUUGUUGGAAUUGGUCUGUACUUUGGAGCUGGGAUCUUUUCAAGAGAUGUCAAUGUUCUGCACCUUAUAAAAAUAGGACUCCCGUUUGUCGCUGCUACACAACCGAUAAAUUCAUUAGCUUUUGUCUUUGAUGGAGUGAACUUUGGAGCAUCUGAUUUUGCAUAUUCAGCAUACUCAUUGCUUCUUGUGGCUGUAGCAAGCAUUGCAUCCUUAUUUGUUCUAUACAGAAGCAACGGAUUUGUAGGAAUCUGGAUUGCUCUAACCAUUUAUAUGUUUUUGCGUGCAUUUGUUGGUAUUUGGAGGAUGGGCACUGGAACAGGACCUUGGCGCUUUCUCAGGAACCCAUCGUGGAAGUAGGCGAUUGCAAGCUCCACGAAUUUUUAUAGUCGAGCUACAUAUAUAUUUAUGUCAAUGUUUUUCUAUUUUUCUUUUAUUCUACUCAUGUUAUGUAAUUUAU
Quercus lobata is the source of this 1885-nucleotide messenger RNA. RefSeq names its product protein DETOXIFICATION 42-like. The transcript has 13 exons. Gene Ontology annotation, biological process: transmembrane transport. The record is from RefSeq and is a predicted model, not a curated record. Gene Ontology annotation, cellular component: membrane. NCBI's taxonomy places the organism in Eukaryota, Viridiplantae, Streptophyta, Magnoliopsida, Fagales, Fagaceae. Bases 1 to 1785 code for a protein of 594 amino acids. Gene Ontology annotation, molecular function: xenobiotic transmembrane transporter activity; antiporter activity; citrate transmembrane transporter activity.